Messenger RNA from Oncorhynchus mykiss (rainbow trout), 1317 nucleotides. Lineage: Eukaryota; Metazoa; Chordata; Actinopteri; Salmoniformes; Salmonidae. The record is from RefSeq and is a predicted model, not a curated record.
AUGCACGGCGUCCAGUCCAGCUCCAAGGCCAGAGUCUUCCUCUGCGCCAAUGUCCAGUCCAGGCACGGCGUCCAGCACUCUCAGCCGCCAACGUACGAAAAUCCAUUGCGUAGUCUGCCACACUACGGGAGUCUUGACGUAGCUGAAGCAGUGGGAGCCUCUCUCCCGGACAAUGGAGAAUCCGCCACAAACUCCUCUAGACUGAGGCAGGCGGCGGACUAUUGCUCCCACACCGCCGUAGCCCAGGCAAGUGCCCUCUCGGACAUCAGCGUUAUGAUGUACGCUAUCCUCGUUGGGUCCAAGGGGAAUGAAGAAGGCUGCAGCUUGAAAAUGAGGAAGCACUGGGAGAUAAAUGCCUGGCAGGUUCCAGAAUCUCCAGCAUUGCGCUCCGGAGGAGGUAAGCGGACUUCUCAGGACACUGGGAUAGGCUGGGAGAUUAUAGGUGUGACCCGCUGCCCAGUGGGGAAUCCACGGAAUUGCUCCAGAAAAGUCUCGGACGCCUGGUCAUGGCAUUCUGACAGGAGAAACUCUGCAUACAGCUUCACUGGCUGUGUGAAGAACCUCCAGCUGAAUGGCCAAUGGAUGUCCUCCAUGUUCCAGACCUUUGGGGUGACGCCGUGUUUCGAGGGACUCUCCGAGCCGGGGACAUACUUCUCCGAAGAGGGUGGAUAUGUUGUUUUGGAUGACACGUUCAACCUGGGGCUGAAGUUUGAGCUGGUGGUAGAGGUGCGCCCCCGUGUGGCAUCAGGGGUGCUACUGCAUGUGUACACAGCAGCCGGGGAGUACCUCACCAUGUACAUCCAUCAAGGAGCAGUGAUUGUGCUGGUGAACAACGGAGUUCGUGAGUUCUUCACUCAGGUCACUCCUAGACUAGGCCUGUGUGAUGGGAGCUGGCACAGGAUCACAUUGAUUCGAGAUGCCAAUGUUGUCCAGCUGGAUGUGGACUCAGAGGUCAAUCACGUGGUGGGACCACUCAACCCCAGCACCAAGAGUGCCAGGACCCCUGUGUUCAUUGGUGGAGCUCCAGAAUCUCUUCUUCCAGAGGGCAUUGCGACUAGGAGGGACUACACAGGCUGUAUGAGAAAGCUGACUGUGAAUGAGAGCCAAGUGAGCUUCAGUAAAGCUGCCCUGGUCAGCGGGGCCGUCAGUGUGGGCUCCUGUCCAGCUGCCUAAAGGGCCUGUCAUAACCAAUACAGGCCAGCUCUCCAACAACAAGACUGACCAAAUUCUGCUUCAUAACUAUCUAUCCUUGUUCACCAACGCAACAUUUGUUGUUCUUUGGUAAGAGAAUGACCCAGAAAUGUAAACCACCCUCCC